AUGCCACCACACCCACACCCCCCACUAACCCUCGUCGUGGCGACAACGCCCAUCCGCACCUCGGAAUCCAGCACGCGGCUCGGGAUCGGCCUGAACGGCACCCUCCCCUGGCCACGCAUCAAGGCAGACAUGAGCUUCUUCGCGCGCGUGACGACCCGCCCCCCCGUCCAGGGCACCUCCAACGCCAUCAUAAUGGGCCGCAAGACAUACGAUUCGCUACCUGGUACUCUCCGGCCGCUCGCGAAGCGCAUCAACGUCGUGGUGACUAGGGAUACGGAGGGUGUCGUUCGCGAAAGAGUAUCUAGAGAGUUGGAGGCUAAGAAGGCGAAGGCCGCUACAACAACAACAACAACAACAACAACAAAAGCUAUACCGACUGCUGAACCCAUCACAGACGCGGUGGUUAGCUCAAGUCUAGACGCGGCAUUGGAUACGCUCGAGACGCAGUACGGGUCGCAAGGGAAACUAGGCAAGGUUUUCGUGAUUGGUGGGGGGGAACUGUACGAGUCCGCGAUCCGGUUAGGUGAUGUUGGCCGGCGGUUAAGGAUCAUCAUGACAAACGUGAAGCUCAGGUCGGGCGAGGAGUUUCCUUGCGAUACGUUUUUCCCCUUGGACGAAUCUUUGGCGGAGCGCGGCUGGCGGGCGGCGAGUGCCCAGGAGGUGACGGAUUGGGUAGGUGAGGAGGUCUCCUCGGAGUGGAGGGAGGAGGGCGACGUGGCCAUUCAGAUGGUGGGAUAUGAGAAGAUAUGA
This is a messenger RNA of Penicilliopsis zonata CBS 506.65, 750 nucleotides long. RefSeq lists its product as hypothetical. The record is from RefSeq and is a predicted model, not a curated record. The coding region runs from base 1 to 750 and encodes 249 amino acids. NCBI's taxonomy places the organism in Eukaryota, Fungi, Ascomycota, Eurotiomycetes, Eurotiales, Aspergillaceae. Gene Ontology annotation, biological process: glycine biosynthetic process; folic acid metabolic process; tetrahydrofolate biosynthetic process. Gene Ontology annotation, molecular function: dihydrofolate reductase activity; NADP binding. The transcript has a single exon. Gene Ontology annotation, cellular component: mitochondrion.